Molecule: messenger RNA, 2184 nt
Organism: Fragaria vesca subsp. vesca
Lineage: Eukaryota; Viridiplantae; Streptophyta; Magnoliopsida; Rosales; Rosaceae
Product: oligopeptide transporter 2-like
Exons: 6
Coding region: 1-2184 (727 amino acids)
Biological process (GO): transmembrane transport
Molecular function (GO): oligopeptide transmembrane transporter activity
Source: RefSeq, a predicted model, not a curated record
AUGGACAUAGAGAUCAGCAAACUCGAGGUGGAAGACGACUUGUCACCCGUCGAACAGGUCCGCUUGACGGUCUCGAACGAAGACGACCUGACCCUUCCAAUAUGGACCUUCCGGAUGUGGACCCUAGGGCUCCUCUCCUGCGUCCUCCUCUCCUUCCUCAACACCUUCUUCUCCUACCGCACCGAGCCCUUCGUCAUCACCAUGAUCACCAUACAGGUGAUCACUCUGCCCAUCGGACGCUUCAUGGCUAGAACAUUGCCCACUCGGAAGUUCUCCAUCGGGUCGAUGGAGUUCUCCCUCAACCCGGGUCCCUUUAACAAGAAGGAGCACGUCCUGAUCUCCAUAUUUGCCAACGCCGGCACCGGGUUCGGAAGUGGAACGGCUUAUGCUAUUGGUAUUGUUGAUAUAAUUAAGGUGUUUUAUCACUGGAAGAUAUCGUUCUUGGCUAGUUGGAUUCUUGUCAAUACCACACAGGUAUUGGGUUAUGGGUGGGCUGGAAUUCUCCGAAAGUACGUGGUGGAUCCGGGGGAGAUGUGGUGGCCGGCUAGUCUAAGUCAGGUGAACUUUGCUCUACACGAGAAAGAUAACAAGGGAAUGUCCAGAGUGAAAUUCUUCUUGAUUGCAUUCAUAUGUAGCUUCUCCUGGGGUUUUGUCCCGGGUUAUCUUUUCCCAACUAUCGCAACUAUUUCAUGGAUUUGUUGGAUAUACCCAAAGUCAGUAACAGCUCAACAAAUUGGAUCCGGUAUGAAUGGACUUGGUGUGGCUGCAUUUUCUCUUGACUGGACUUCUAUAGCUUCGUUCCUUGGUAGUCCUUUGGUUAGCCCUUUCUUUGCCACUGUUAAUGUUGCAGUUGGCUAUGUUGCUUUCAUGUAUUUGAUCAUGCCAACUGUCUACUGGGGUUUCAACUUAUUCAACGCCAAGAACUUCCCUAUCUUCUCUUCGGAUUUGUUUGAUUCCCAUGGUCAAGUAUAUAACGUUUCAGCAAUUGUGAAUAACCAGUUUCAAAUUGACAUGCCCGCGUAUGAAAAACAAGGACGCGUAAGCUUGAGUAUGUUUUUUGCUCUAUCAUAUGGUAUUGGCUUUGCAGCCAUUGUAUCAACCCUGACACAUGUGGCCCUCUUCAAUGGAAGGGAGAUAUAUGAACAAUUUCGUGCAUCGAAGAAAGAUGGAAAGGUAGACAUACACACCAAAUUGAUGAGAAAAUACAAGGACAUACCUAAUUGGUGGUUUUACCUUACUCUUUUGGUGUCACUUUUACUCGCUCUGGCACUAAGCAUUUUCAUGAAAGAUGAGGUUCAAAUGCCGUGGUGGACACUCAUUUUAGCUGCAAGCCUUGCAUUAAUUUUCACUCUUCCGAUAAGCAUUAUUACUGCCACUACAAAUCAAACGCCGGGACUAAACGUGAUCACAGAGUACGCCAUUGGAUUGAUUUUACCUGGAAAACCGAUUCUUAAUGUAUGCUUCAAAACAUAUGGAUAUAUUAGCAUGGCUCAGGCAAUUUCCUUUCUCAAUGAUUUCAAGCUUGGCCAUUACAUGAAGAUUCCACCCAGAUCAAUGUUUAUAGUUCAGUUGAUAGGAACUGUUAUAGCUGGAACAGUCAACAUCGGGGUUGCAUGGUGGCUCUUAUCUACUAUGGAAAACAUAUGUCAACAUGAAUUACUCCCUCCUAAUAGUCCUUGGACUUGUCCUAAUGAUCGAGUAUUCUUUGAUGCUUCUGUCCUUUGGGGUCUUGUUGGUCCAAAGCGGAUGUUUGGCUCUCUAGGAAACUAUCCAGCACUCAACUGGUUCUUCCUUUUAGGUGCAUUUGGACCGCUCUUGGUAUGGUUGUUGCACAGAGCUUUUCCUAGUCAUAAAUGGAUUCAACUUAUCAACCUUCUAGUGCUUUUGGGGGCGACAACUAAUAUGCCACCGGCUACAGCAGUAAACUACAAUUGCUGGAUUAUUACUGGAACUAUUUUCGGCUACUUUGUCUUUAGAUAUAGAAAGGCACGGUGGCUGAGGUACAAUUAUGUUCUUUCAGCUGCCUUAGAUGUUGGAGUGGCUUUCAUGGCGGUGCUCUUAUACUUUACAUUAACCAUGAACGAGACGAGCGUAUCUUGGUGGGGUGCAAAUGGUGAACACUGUGAAUUGGUUACAUGUCCAACAACAAAAGGCAUCGUUGUUGAUGGUUGUCCUGUCUACUAG